AUGUCCGCAGAUACGCUUUCACUCCCCCCUCCGUCUGAUGAGCAGGCGUACAUGGAUGUAUCCGCCCUUGAAGCCGGACACCUGAGCGUCCCUCUGGAUCUUAUUUUGGCUGGGGAUCAACCGGACGAACCGAUGAAUUGCCCCUCACUUGCAUUCUUCCUGCGUCACUCGAAGAGCAAUAAACGAGUCGUUUUCGACCUAGGAAUUCACCGAGACAUAAAAGAGUUUGCGCCUGCUGCAACAGAAAGGUUCUUGCCUGUCGUGAAGCAGACGGUAGCAGAGUCUUUGGAGGCGGGUGGAGUUCCCCCUUCCUCCGUUGACAUCGUAGUCUUAAGCCACCUCCAUUGGGAUCACGUCGGAGAUCCCUCUCCAUUUACGACUGCUGUGUUCGUCCUCGGAGAGGGAUCGAAGCAAGUUUUAAUAGACCCUAGUUCCUGCCUCAAUCCUGUAGCCUUUACAUCCAUUCGUCUGCCGGAAGAUCGUCUGCGCUUCAUCACAGAUUUCGACCUAAAUGUGGCGAUUGGUCCCUACCCGCGCGCAAUGGAUAUUUUCGGCGAUGGCAGCAUGUAUAUCAUUGAUGCAUCAGGGCAUGUUGACGGGCAUAUAAAUAUCCUUGCGCGCACUUCCCCAGACGGUGCUUGGAUCCUACUAGGUGCAGAUUCAGCUCAUCACCCUGAUCUGAUCACUGGGAAGAUGCAAAUUGCGUACCGUGUCGACGUGAAAACGUGCGCAGUGAUGUGUGUCCAUGAAGAUAAGGAAGCCGCGGAGGAGAACAUUCGCAGAAUGAGGUUGCUGUUAGAGGUCCCGAGGGUGCAGGUUCUGACUGCACAUGAUAUUUACUGGUAUGAAGAAAACAAGAAUAAGGAGGUCUUCUUACCGCACAUAUUACUUCCGCUUGUGUAA
Messenger RNA from Suillus clintonianus, 903 nucleotides. RefSeq names its product beta-lactamase-like protein. The transcript has 3 exons. NCBI's taxonomy places the organism in Eukaryota, Fungi, Basidiomycota, Agaricomycetes, Boletales, Suillaceae. Bases 1 to 903 code for a protein of 300 amino acids. The record is from RefSeq and is a predicted model, not a curated record.